Messenger RNA from Panonychus citri (citrus red mite), 2197 nucleotides. Its product is annotated as synaptotagmin-4-like. Lineage: Eukaryota; Metazoa; Arthropoda; Arachnida; Trombidiformes; Tetranychidae. The transcript has 3 exons. Gene Ontology annotation, molecular function: calcium-dependent phospholipid binding; calcium ion binding; SNARE binding. The record is from RefSeq and is a predicted model, not a curated record. The coding region runs from base 368 to 2050 and encodes 560 amino acids. Gene Ontology annotation, biological process: cellular response to calcium ion; regulation of calcium ion-dependent exocytosis; calcium-ion regulated exocytosis.
UUUCUCAUCCUCUCCCACAAUUACAACAGGUAAACCUUUUCACUUUCAGUGUUUAUCAUUGGAACCUGAUAGUUUUCCCAGAUUGUUUUAAUUUCCUUUGAUAUAAUUAAUACAAUCAACAGUUUGAGACUUUGUUUUUGAACGUGUUGGUUAAAUUGAUUGUUCAUUUUGACCUUAAUCAAUAAUUGUAACAAUUAAGUCAAGAAGUGGAUAAGGUUCAAUAUCCGGUGUGUCAAUAAUUCAUCCCAAUCUGUACAUCAAUCGAUAAAUUGUUAAUUAAGAAUCACUUUUAGUUUUUAUUUUACUCUUUUCGGACAAUUAACAAUUUGAUUAUUCAUCAAGAAAUGUAUCUGAUUAAUUCGUGAUAAUGAACCCAAUUGAUCAAUCACCAAAUCAAGUUCCAAUUCUGAAUCAGUCUCCCCCGUCGAUUGAUUCAAGUACCGGUUCCGUUUCAACUGAUUCUAAUGUAGCGACAAUAUCGACCUCUAAUUUUGUCGCAACUGAUGCGACGGAAAAUGUUUCGAUGUCAUCAUCAUCUUCAUCUUCAUCUUCAUCAUCGAUUGUCUCUUCAUCUUUAGAUUCUAAUGCUAAUAGUAAAGUUGUCUCUUCGAUUGAUUCCUCACUUUCUCAUCCAUCGGUCUCACCGAACACCAAUAGUAGCGCUCAUCCAACGAUAAUCGGCUCAUCUUUGUCCACUUUUCCAUCGGUCACUUACUUGACCUCUUCUCGAUGGUUAACCUCCCCUUACGCUGCUUGGAUCUUAUCGGUAACUGGAUUUAUGAUUAUUGUCCUUCUCUUUACCCUCGUUUAUCAGCGAGUCCGAAAACGUAAUCGUAAACUACGUGAAUUGCGACACUUGACCCCGGAAGCAUCACUUUCACCUUUUGGUUCAAAUUCUCGUUCGACCCUUGCCCUUGGAAUAAAACCUUCCCAUUCAAUUGAAUUCGUGGUUCCAACCAUAACUGUACCCGGAACUUUAUCAUGUUCAUCUUUCGAUGAUUCAUUUACAGAUUCUGAUUGUCUUCCUUUCACUUCAGGUUCCGAUCGAGAGUAUCUAUCAUCAACUUCCGGUAGAUCACCUCGAAAACGGCACAACACUGGACAAAACUAUUCCCUCUCUCCAUACGACAUUCAACCUCCCCUUUAUGGUUCAAAGGGUGCAACUGGUAUGUGUAAUUAUGGUCUAGUCUCAGGACCACUUCCGGGUUCAGGUUCAGAUAAAUGGAUCGGUCGAGUUGUCUUCGUCCUUCACUAUAAUCUAAAUCGACAGCGAUUAUUGGUAACCUUACUUUCGGCCUCUGAUCUUCCCAAUAGUGAGAAACGAUCGCACCUUAAUCCAUCAGCUAAAUUAACACUAUUACCCUUUAAUGAUCCUAAAUUUUUGACCAAAGUCCACAAGAACACCCGUAAUCCGGUUUUCAAUGAACUUUUCGUUUUCCCUGCUCGAAAGGACAAUUUAGAUGAGAUCCAAUUAAAGAUCACUAUUGUUGAUAAUGAUCGAUUCUCGAGGAAAUAUUUUAUCGGUCAAUGUGUUUAUAAUUUGACCCAAUCGGGAAUACAAAAUGGCCUCAGUUCCGACGUAAUCACCGAUGAAAUAAUUUGCACUCUAUCAACGGAAAAAACCGCAACUUCACCCGGUGAAUUACAAGUUUCGUUAUGUUAUCGAGCCUCUGAAGCGACAUUGACACUGAUCGUUAUGAAGGCUCGAGGAUUAGCCGUUAAAGAUGUGACCUCAGUUUAUCCAAAAGUUUCCCUGUUUUUGGGCAAAAAAAGGAUUGGAAGCAAAAAGAGUCCAAUACGAAAAGCUUAUUCCUCGAUUGAGUUUAACGACAGUUUCCAUGUCCAUAUCAAAGACACUGCGAUCGACAAUGUGAACAUUGUAAUCACCUUAGUUGGUCGAACCUCAAUUGGCCUGAACACGAGACACAAUUUCGGUAAAAUUUGUCUUGGCGAUUGUAACUCUUCCGGUGGUGCAAUUCAUUGGACUGAGAUGAUUAAAUCGAGUCCAAAUCCGAUUGUUAAAUGGCACUCGCUUAACAGGAACGUCUAAAUCUCAAUUAGGGAUUAACAGAUUAGCAGAUUAAACAACAAGAAAGAUUAACAAACUAUUCAAUUUAAGAGAAAAGAAAAAGCUAUUUUCACAUUUCUUAUUGUCCUUUAAUUUACUGUAAUUAAAUCAUCUUCUAAUUAACUCGAA